AGCGCAGAGGGGCCCGGUAUAAAAAAAGUACUGAAGACACAUCCCCAGCACAGCUGCUAAAGCUCCGGAGCCGAGAGUGUGUGCGGAGGCGGCAGCGGCGGCGGUAGCAGGAGCCGCCACCUCCGGGACCCCCGCAGCUGGGACGCAGCGGUAGCGGCCGGCGCAGGCGGCGCGCCCUGGGAAGGACUCGAGAGCGCGCUCGCCGCUGCUGGGAGUGUUGCCGUCUCGCGGUUCCUCGCUCACUUCGCUUCCAGAAGGGGCGGCCGCCUCCAGGUGACACUGUCGGGACUCCUGCUUUCGCUUCCCAGAUGCAUCAGAGAUACUUUUGGACUGACCAAGGCCAAGUGGCGUUUGGCGGUCACUUCAUGACGGAAGGCGAAGCGUACUUUGCCGUGGCUGAGGGCGAGAUGGCCGGCUGCUCGUAUCCCGCCCUGAGCGGCGGCGACCUCGGCGGCGGCGGCGGCUUCGGCGGGCAUUGCUUGGACUAUUGCGAAAGCCCCACAGCGCACUGUAACGUGCUGACCUGGGAGCAAGUGCAGCGGCUGGACGGGAUCCUGAGCGAAACCAUCCCGAUCCACGGGCGCGGCAACUUCCCCACGCUGGAGCUGCAGCCGAGCCUGAUCGUGAAAGUGGUGCGGCGGCGCCUGGCUGAGAAGCGUAUCGGCGUCCGCGACGUGCGCCUCAAUGGCUCGGCCGCCAGCCACGUCCUGCACCAGGACAGCGGCCUGGGGUACAAGGACCUGGACCUCAUCUUCUGCGCCGACCUGCGCGGAGAAGAGGAGUUUCAGACUGUGAAGGACGUCGUCCUGGACUGCCUGUUGGACUUCUUACCCGAAGGGGUGAAUAAGGAGAAGAUCACGCCGCUCACGCUCAAGGAAGCUUAUGUGCAGAAAAUGGUUAAGGUGUGCAAUGACUCUGACCGAUGGAGUCUUAUAUCUCUGUCAAACAACAGUGGCAAAAAUGUGGAACUGAAAUUUGUGGAUUCCCUCCGGAGGCAGUUUGAAUUUAGUGUAGAUUCUUUUCAAAUCAAAUUAGACUCUCUUCUCCUCUUUUAUGAAUGUUCAGAGAACCCAAUGACUGAGACAUUUCACCCAACAAUAAUCGGUGAGAGCGUCUAUGGAGAUUUCCGCGAAGCCUUUGAUCACCUUUGUAACAAGAUCAUUGCCACCAGGAACCCAGAGGAAAUCCGAGGGGGAGGCCUGCUUAAGUACUGCAACCUGUUAGUGAGGGGCUUCAGGCCUGCCUCUGAUGAGAUCAAGACCCUUCAGAGGUAUAUGUGUUCCAGGUUUUUCAUCGACUUCUCAGACAUUGGAGAGCAGCAGAGAAAACUGGAGUCCUAUUUGCAGAACCACUUCGUGGGAUUGGAAGACCGAAAGUACGACUAUCUCAUGACCCUUCAUGGAGUGGUGAAUGAGAGUACAGUGUGCCUGAUGGGACAUGAGAGAAGACAGACUUUAAACCUUAUCACAAUGCUGGCCAUCCGAGUGCUGGCUGACCAAAAUGUCAUCCCUAACGUGGCUAAUGUCACUUGCUAUUACCAGCCGGCCCCCUAUGUAGCAGAUGCCAACUUUAGCAAUUAUUAUAUUGCACAGGUCCAGCCAGUGUUCACAUGCCAGCAACAGACAUACUCCACUUGGUUACCCUGCAAUUAAGAAUCAUUUAACAAUAUCUUGUGGGGAAGCCAUUACAGACAAUAUAGGGAAAAAAAAGAAAGUCUGAGUGACCCAGCCCUGAUUAAGGAUGUAUUUUGUGCAAUGAUGAUCUGCUCCUGGUUUUAAGCUUGGCAAAGCUUGUGGGUCUUUCCAUAGGUAUGGGAGCAUGAUCUCCAAACAACCCUCCACCCAGCGCCCCCACCUGAUCCUCCUACCCAAUUGGAUUCUGUCUGGCAGCAAAAGAGACCUGUCAUUAAAAGCAACCAGGCUCUCUUAAAAUAACAAGGGAAGAAAUGCUUGAUGACAAUAUGGGUUUGCAGUACCUGCUCCCAUAGCUUUGCCAUGGGGGGAGAAAAGUGGAGAUUAUUUUAAAAGAUGGAAUUCACAAAAGGGAAAAUACACAGAAAAAAAGGUCUUACCCCAACUUAAUUAUCAGUUCAGGAGUUCAGACAGUGAAAAUACUAUAGAAAGAAGAAGAACCCCAACAUUGGAACUGAUAUCUGAGGCUUUAGCAGGUGCUUUCUGUGGAACUAUCCUAUUGUGAUGAUAGAAACAGCUUGCUCUGAAUGAACAGUAAGUAGUAGGUUGGUGCAAUUCUCAUAACAGACAGUAGAACUUAUGAUGACACAAUCUAUUAAUUCCAGCUGUGUGCACAGCUAGCAUUUUUAAAAUGUGAAAAUGCAAGUAGAAACAGCUGUAGCAAAGAAAGUAUGCUCAAGGACCAAAGAUUUAGCAGAUAAAAAUAUCCUAGUAGAAGAGAGAUAGUAAAAUAUAUAAAGAGUUACUAUAUUUGUUAUACACCAAUGUACAUCAAAGUGCCUGUUGCCUUCUGAAAAUUUGAAAUGGGAAAGUUUUAUGGUUUAAUGAUCAUUUUAUUUUAUCAGGGACUCAAGGAGAAAAUAACGCAUAAGCUUGUGAAUGGUGGAGGAAAUGCCCUACUUUUUCUUGGCAAAUAUGUGUAUAAAGUUAACAUUGUUGGUGUGAUAUUAUCAUAGGUACAUGUGUAUGUGUGUAUAUUAUGUGUGUGUAUAUACAUAUUUGGAUAUGUAUACAUAUACACAAUACAUCAACUAUGGUCUAGAAUAAUGUAGCAAAUAGGAAAU
Molecule: messenger RNA, 2755 nt
Organism: Manis javanica (Malayan pangolin)
Lineage: Eukaryota; Metazoa; Chordata; Mammalia; Pholidota; Manidae
Source: RefSeq, a predicted model, not a curated record